This is a messenger RNA of Gregarina niphandrodes, 3981 nucleotides long. RefSeq lists its product as hypothetical. The coding region runs from base 1 to 3981 and encodes 1326 amino acids. The record is from RefSeq and is a predicted model, not a curated record. The transcript has a single exon. Lineage: Eukaryota; Apicomplexa; Conoidasida; Eugregarinorida; Gregarinidae.
AUGCGAUGUUGCCCCCCCCCUCGAGAUUCGUUGACUUCAAUAAGGCUAACAGCAAUCUUUCUUAACAUUGCUGACGAUGAGGCACCGCCUGCCAAAAGAGCCACAUGUUUCGCUAACCGCUUCGGCAUCGAACGUGGCGAACCAGUGUGGUGCCCCGACUUCGGUUAUCGCCCAACAGUUAUGAGCCACUUGGGCCCUAGCGAUGAUUUCUUCAAUGAAUUUCUAGGACUCUCCACAGCGGGCUCCACUGACCUCGUUGAAGCCGACAAGUCAGCGAGUCCAGGAGCAAAUGAAACUUCGCCCCAAAAUGCUGCAGCAAGUCCGCGUUUCGGAUCAAAUGAACACAGCAUCCUCCAGGAGAGUUGUGCAUCAAACAGUUCAGGGAGUAAUAUCCGUGAGGACGUCCUUGCUGAAGUACCGGCCGGCGUGCUUGAACUUUCCAGACAACCGGACUUUGGCGACUUAGUGGAGUCUUGGAUGGCUGACGACAACUCCGAUCUUAUUGUGCCCUGGGGCUUUCCGGAGCCGUCUCACAGGAGCGCGACGGCUCCCUUGGAUAGUGAGAGCUAUGCCGCGGUUGGUCCCGUGCCAGAACGUGGCCAGAAAACUCCGGAUGUGGAAUUGGGCCCCGAUAGGGCAGCAGAUACCGACGUGAGCCCUAGUAAGUCCAUGGACUGUGGAGGCGACGGUGUCCUGGCUAUUGGCGACGGUGUCCUGGCUGUUACCCCGCCUGUUGCCGAGCCGGUUGCCGAGCCGGUCACCGAGCCGUUUGCCAAGCCGGUUACCAAGCCGUUUGCCAGGCCGGUUACCAAGCCGGUUGGUGAGUUGGUUGCCGAGCCGGUUGGUGAGGUGAUUGCCGAGCCGGUAGCACCAUUCCGUAUCGUAGACCCGCAAGAGAUGGGGUUGCGGAUUGGUGCUAGGUACUUGGUGUAUGCUUACGAUGUGCUCAGCAAGGGUUGGUGGCGCCUGGUGCCGUUCAGUGUAGAGGGUUUAUCUGUGUUUGGAUUGGCGUUGAAGGCUCAGGAGUGGGAAGCGAAGAGGAAACCGAAUUUUAUUCUUGGUGCUCGUGCGUAUGAUGCUCAUAUUAAGAACGGACCGAAGUGGGUGGAAUGGAAUCAUUUAGAGUUUUCGUCAUGGUUGAAGGCAGAGCGGGGUAGAGGUCACGAGGAGGAUGUGGGUUUCUGCAUAGAACGACAAUAUACGCGGGCGUUACCUUUGGAGCAAGUGGAAGGUGCGAUUUUAGAUGUAUUGCAGUUUUGGGUCGAAGGUUUAGGGUCUUUUGCCACGGACUUUGGCUCACGAGUGAAGCAUUGGUGGACAGAACGCGGCCAUACCUUGGCGGCAGGACGAGGAGUAUGUGGACCUUGGAUCAGUUGGUGGGACUUUGACCGUUUACUUUUGAAGAAACUCGGCGCUCUAAAAAUAUCACUAGAAGAACUACCCAAGUACUGCCGCCGAGUGGGUCGGAGAGCGCGAGUCCGUGCAGCGGCAGCCGAAGCCUUAGCGUUGGGCGCGACGUCGCGGAGUUUGACGCUGAGCGACGUGGUCCCUGCCCACUUCAAAGUCCUCAAAGGGGACGUGUUCCAAAUCGCGACGGCCGCGGAGGGGGGGCUGCGAAUCGAACCACGAUUCUUGGUCUGGGCUUACGACGUGUUGAGGCAUGGAUUACGCGCGGCCGUACCGGCGAACAUGCCCGGCGCCUCCAAACCGGACGAUACGGACUCCGUCUUUGGGCUUGCCGUGGCAGCACGUGCCUGGGUCCUCGCCGGGAACGAGAUCCCCACCUUGUCCGCCAGCUGCUACAACUGCGGCGAAAAAGGGCAGGGCCAUCACCUCACAGAGCCCUGCGAAAGAUGUGAAAGCCCCUGGAACGUCCAGGAGUUCUGGGAAUGGCUGCGCGCCCGUCACCUUUGCGCCUGGCUGGAUAAUACCAAGGUCGCAAGCUUGACGAAACCCGCCGGUUCGACGAAACCCGCCGGUUCGACGAAACCCGCGGGUCCGACGGAACCCGCGGGUCCGACGGAACCCGCCAGAGACCGGUUGCGCCGGCUAUGCAGGGGCCUAGGCUUCAAGGCUCCGGACGAGGACGAAGGCGAACGGUUUGCGGCGUCUUACGUACAGUGCGCAAGACAUGUCGCCCACCCCUUGGGCUCGGUGGCUGAGGCCGUCAAGGACUGGUGGGAGGCGCACGUUAAGUCCGGCCUGCCUGCCUCCAAGGACGGUUUCGAGCUUUGGGAACUGGAACGACUCACGGUUUACUAUCUGGGCCUCAAGGGUCGCGCCGCAGCGCCAACGCGGGUCCCUGGAGAACCGGGUCCCGGAAGGGCGGCCCCCAUGGGGGCGACUCACAGAACCGUUGUCCCCGGGUUUGGUGGAGGCGGUCUCGGAUUUGCCGUAGAUGGUUCGUCGUUCCGUAUUGCGACUCUGGCAGAGGAAGGUUUGCAAAUUGGUCCUCGGUUCUUGGUAUGGGCUUACGACAUUUUCCGAAACUGCUGGCCUCAUUUAUCGCCAUUCGACGUGACCGGGUUAUCGGUUUUUGGUCUUGCCAAGAAGGCCGAAGAAUGGGACGAGGCUGGAUACUCCAACUUCACACUUCAGGCGAGUAACUAUAGAGUUGCAACAGGGACCAUAACAGCAGAGAGUCGAUGGGAUGAAUCGAGAUUCCGUCAGUGGCGCAGGUCUGAAGAGUCGAUCCGCACUGGGAGUGUGUGUACCCAAUAUGCUGUCCGAAUUGCACAAAACAAAGUGGAAGCCGCGCUGCAGGACGUGCUGGUUAGCUGGUCGUCACGGAUGGCCCCUGACGCCGAAUUCAGAACCGCAAUGGACUACUGGUGGAAUUCUCGCGCUGCCGAGUUCGAACCGAAGCCAGAGGAUAGCAGCAUGUCAGAAACUUUCCCCAUACCGGAGGCUGGCACCAUGUCGAAGAUUAAUACCGCAAAUAACACAGGUCGGGGAUGGAUAGCAGCUCCGGCGUGGAAGACUGGUGGUCUGUCUAGGUGGGAGUUUGAGGGUGAAUUCGUCAGAAUGUUGGGUAAUAUGCGUAAGAGUUUGGAGGAUGCACCGAAGCAAGCUCGUCGUGAGCUGCGCAGACUCCGCUUUAUCGCUACCGGUGUGGCAGCUGGUGGCAUGGCGAAGGAUGUGAUGGGAGAGACCGUACCCCAGUACUUAAUUAGUCUAUCCGGUAACCGGUUCAUGGUAGCCACAAAGGAAGAGGCAGAGCUGCGUCUGCCAUCGCGCGUUUUGGUCUGGUCAUACGACGCCCUGAACCACGACUGGUGCCGUAUGAUGCGACGGGCGACGCGCAAACGGCCACGUAAACACACACACACUAUCUCACAGCGCACCAUUGGGCGACACACGCUGUCGGUAUUUGGACUGGCGAAAUGCGUGGCCGAGUGGGCCAAGGCGGGCAGGGCUCCGAAAACAUUAGAUGCAGGUUGCUAUUCAUGCAACGAAGGCUCCCUUGCUUGCCAUACCCCGACGCAAGAAUGCGAACGGUGCGAGAGUCCAUGGAGCCUUGAGGAGUUCUGGGAAUGGUUACGAUCAAGACACUUUGAUCACAUCUCCAAGCAGUUGAAUAGCCUGGACGCGGAAUCUAUUCCACAUGCGGGACGGAGUGAAGAAGACGCGGGACGGAGCGAAGACGCGGGAUCUACUGGCGGAUAUAAUGAAGACAAGUUGUCGGGAGAUGGGGGCUGGGAAGGUUUUGCCAAACGAAGCCGAAAUCAACUGCUCGGGCCCAUCAAUGAGAUCGGGUUCGACCCACCGACUGAACGUCGAGGUGUGCGCUGGGCCUAUUGGAACUUCAUCGGACCCCUCUGGCUCUUCGGCGCCGAUUGGACCAGGCGCUCUUUCCCGACCACGGCCCACACCUGGUGGACGCAACAGACGUCAGCAACUACCCCCUCCGAAGACGGCCUCGAGUGCUGGGAAUGCGACCGGCUCCUCGUCCACCUCUAUUCCGCCGGAGCCGGGCAGUGA